CGGGGGCUGGGCCGCAGGAGCCGCUCUCCGGGCUGCCGGGAGGCUCCGCUGAGAGUCCCCGGGCGGCCCCUCCCCUCCCCCCCCCCGGCGGCCCGAAGCCGCGCGGGGCCCGGGCCAUGUGUCGAGCGCGGCUCCGCCUCCCGCCGGUCCUGUGAGGCGGCGGCCGGGGGGAACGCAGAGAGAGCCAGCCAGGCGCCUAUCUGGGCCGUACCGUGCUGGUGGCUGGUGCACUGGCCUGCGCCAUGGCCGGGCCUUUUUCUCUAGUCGGGACCAUCCGGAUGGGGCCUUAGGGCCCCGCCCCGUCUAGCCUGGCCCGGCCUGCGCGAGCCCCGCAAGCUCUGCAGGCUUGCUAGCGGGCAGACCCCAGUCCCACGUCCUGCUACCCACCUACGAAGGAUCCGGGGAUGGGCAGCGCCACCCGGCCCGCUCCAGAGUCAGCAUGGGCCCAAGUUGUCACUAGGAGUCCUGACUCUGGAGAGGCCUCCAAAUCUGGUCAGUACAAUUCCACCACCUAUCAGCUGCUGACCUAGAGUCUCCGUGAGGCCGGGUGACGCUCCAGAAUGGGAGACAAGCCAAUUUGGGAGCAGAUUGGAUCCAGCUUCAUUCAACAUUACUACCAGUUAUUUGAUAAUGAUAGAACCCAACUAGGCGCAAUUUACAUUGAUGCGUCAUGCCUUACGUGGGAAGGACAACAGUUCCAGGGGAAAGCUGCCAUUGUGGAGAAGUUGUCUAGCCUUCCGUUCCAGAAAAUCCAGCACAGCAUCACCGCGCAGGACCAUCAGCCCACUCCAGAUAGCUGCAUCAUCAGCAUGGUUGUGGGCCAGCUUAAGGCGGAUGAAGACCCCAUCAUGGGGUUCCACCAGAUGUUCCUAUUAAAGAACAUCAACGAUGCUUGGGUUUGCACCAAUGACAUGUUCAGGCUCGCCCUGCACAACUUCGGCUGACCUCCUCUCAACUAGGCACUCACGCUGUUUCCUCCUCCCUCCUCUUCCCAAUACUAUUCCCACUCCUCCAGAUGCUCCAAAUAUCAUGCACAAAUGAGCAGGGCCGCGGCGGGAGUGGGCGCAGUGCGCUGCUGCCACCGAGGUGUUGUGCAUGAUGUUUGGACGCUAGACUAGUUGCAUCUGAUGGGAGAAAUUUGUGUUGUACCAGCGCAUGCCUUGGAAAGACUUAAGUAAUGCAAAAGGUUGUCCUUUUUUUUUUUUAAUCUACUGACAAGUUGCUCUAGUAACCCAAAGAAGUGAAGGAGAAAGCAGCUGCCUCACCGCCCAGACAUUGAUUUGUUCAGAUGUUUCAAUGCCUCAUGAUACAAUAAAACCACAAAAAUUUUCUUAACAGUUUAAAUUGUUUUAAUUAGUUUACUAGUUGGCUGGGCAUCGAAAGCCACCCGGACCCAUUGUCUGUCUCAUGUCUCACCCUCCCACUUCUGCCCCAACUUUGAAUACCUGUUUCAGGGAGAAACUGCUGAAGCAGCACUCCCAGCUAGCCUCUCAGAAGCCCUGUAGGGCAGUUCUCUCCCACUCCGCAGGGCGACUGGUCUUGGGAAAGCAGGCAGGAAGAGCUCAGGUCCGACCUGAAGCUUCUCGCACUGAAGCCUGUGCAAUCAGUUCUGAUACCUCCUGUGACUUCUGCUCUGGUGAGGUUCAGGACUCUAGUAGCAGGAGAGAUGAUCCUGAAUCCUGUUGAAGCUGGAGAGGCCUUGGCAAAAUGGCCCAUCACGUUCAGGCCCUGUGGGCUAAGGUCUCAGCAGUAUCAAGGGAGGGGUCUGCUGUAUCCCCAGAAGGAUCAGGAUCAUACCCAGGGUGCCCCACAUACACCAAACCAGGCAGAGGGCAGCUCAGCUCCUGUCCCAUCUGCUUUGGAUAUCAUUACCCAAAGGCAGGUAAUCCGAAGAGCCAGCCUCCACUGCCCACAGAGCCAGGCCCAGUUGGGUUGGAGUAUAGGUCAAGAGCUGUGGAAGGAGGCAGUCUGUGAGGGACUCAUAAUUUAGGAGACCUCACCCCUUAGACCGCUGCAGGACAUUGCCAGGCCUCUCUCUAUUCCCUUCCUCAGCAUACAGACUUCAUGCUGUCUUCAAAUCCCAGGGAGUCUUAGCUAUUAGGGCAGUUUCUGCUUCUCCAUUUUGGGGACAAAGGCCUUGCCCAGUACAAACGUAGCCCCCCAUCCCACACUUCUGGAUGGCAUAAACCUAGGGGCAACGUAGCAACGAUAGGCUAGAACCAAACCCAAGAUUUGGGUCAGUGCCGUUAAGGGUUUUAGGAUUGGUAAGGACACCACAGCUAAAUCUGACGUGUAAAAGGAUACCCUUCCCCUGUCGCACUAUGGGUGGAGGCUAAGGACCUCAGAUCCCAUAAAUUGCCGGGUGACAUUGGGCACAGGGCUGGAUGGUGUGCUGUUUGAGAGGACAGCAUGCUCAGGAGAUGUCAGUGGGAAUGAUCUCUAGACUGAUGUGUAUUUGGGGAAGAAGGGGUGGGGAAGAGGUAGGUGCCUGCUGCCUCAAACCACCUUGUGUAAAAUCUGCAAUACAGCUUCUUCCAUGUACCUGUGCCUGAACUGUCUGCAAUAAAGAAGAAUUUGUAAA
This is a messenger RNA of Piliocolobus tephrosceles (Ugandan red Colobus), 2581 nucleotides long. RefSeq names its product nuclear transport factor 2 (gene NUTF2). The record is from RefSeq and is a predicted model, not a curated record. Bases 561 to 944 code for a protein of 127 amino acids. NCBI's taxonomy places the organism in Eukaryota, Metazoa, Chordata, Mammalia, Primates, Cercopithecidae. Gene Ontology annotation, biological process: nucleocytoplasmic transport. The transcript is spliced from 6 exons.